Clonostachys solani is the source of this 777-nucleotide messenger RNA. NCBI's taxonomy places the organism in Eukaryota, Fungi, Ascomycota, Sordariomycetes, Hypocreales, Bionectriaceae. The record is from the annotation of a GenBank genome assembly.
AUGAACCUCAUCCAGGCGUUGAUCUUGGGCUUCUUGCCCCAAAGUCUUGCCUUUGCUUAUGGUGGAGGAUUGCCCGGGCUGGGGAAGAGGCGUGCUCGAGUGCAGACCCGGCCUUGUGUGCAAGGCUGCGGGUGUAUCUCUGACUUUGGGACCGUGGACGGAUUUAUAGACUGCAUCAACGGAGUCCAGAGAGACGUGGACAUGCGGCUGGCCCGAGAGAGCUCAGUGUCUAUCACGACUCCCCAAACCACGCCCACUUCCACUUCCACUUCCACCAAGGCGAAUAAGUGUAACGACAAAGGCGGUCCCUGCGACUGCGACUACAUCCAAGAUAAAAACAGUGAUGAAUACAGGCAAUGCCUCAACAAUCCCGACUGCGAGCGCUGCUAUUUCACGGCGACCUGGACACCAACAACUACACCGACCACCAUCCAGAGCUCGUCGAUCUCGCUGAUCUCAAUUACUAUAUCCAUUCCCAUCACAAAGACGCCAAUACAACCGUCUUCAUCUUCCUCGUCAACGACGUCGUCCUCCACAUCCCACACAACCACUGGCGCCCCUCCACUACCCAACAACUGCUAUAUCGGGGGCCCCUGUGACUGCAGCUUGAUCCCGGACAAGAAAAGCCCAGACUACAUCCGCUGUAUUUCGAACCCGGCCUGUGAGCACUGCUUCCUCAACAACGGUACCUUGACCACACGACCGAGCACGCUCAUUACUCAACCAACAACUCUGGACCUCACGUCCAUUUCUUCAACGGCGCAGGGAACGGCGUAG